AUGCUAUCGAUAUUUUUCGAAAUCGAUAUACGUAACCAACUCCUGUUCUCUAAUAUUUUCGAGAAUAUACGUGAUGGAAAGAGAAAUGGUGUGGGUGUAGUUCUAGACAACAGGUUGAAAGAAAGUGUGGUUGAUGUUAAAAGAGUGAAUGAUAGACUGAUAGCGGUUAAAGUGAUUGUGGACGACAUCAUCUUCAACAUAGUAAGUGUAUAUGCGCCACAAUCAGGUUGUGAAGAGAGUGUGAAGGAGAAGUUUUGGAACGACUUUGACUGUUUGAUGAUGAAUGUGCAGGAUAAUGAGGAAGUGUUUAUAGGUGGUGACUUUAAUGGACACGUAGGAAGAGAGAGUGAUGGAUAUGAGAGAGUGCAUGGUGGUCGGGGAUUCGGAAACCGGAACACUGACGGCGAGGCACUGUUACAAGCUGCCUGUGCUUUCGACCUGGCCAUAACUAAUACGUGGUUUAGGAAAAGAGAGGAACACCUUAUAACCUACAAGAGUGGCCACCACGCGACACAGAUAGACUUCUUUCUAAUAAAGCGAAGGAGUCUAUGCUGUGUUAAAAACUGCAAAGUGCUGCCAGGCGAAGCAUUAGUUACCCAACACAGACUGAUUGUUUUGGAGGCCAAAUUUAGUGUCUCGCCCAAAAUCAGGAAACACCGACCCCCCUAA
Molecule: messenger RNA, 669 nt
Organism: Trichoplusia ni (cabbage looper)
Lineage: Eukaryota; Metazoa; Arthropoda; Insecta; Lepidoptera; Noctuidae
Product: craniofacial development protein 2-like
Exons: 2
Coding region: 1-669 (222 amino acids)
Biological process (GO): chromatin remodeling
Cellular component (GO): nucleus
Source: RefSeq, a predicted model, not a curated record